Molecule: messenger RNA, 4056 nt
Organism: Drosophila subobscura
Lineage: Eukaryota; Metazoa; Arthropoda; Insecta; Diptera; Drosophilidae
Product: slit homolog 2 protein
Exons: 7
Coding region: 406-1914 (502 amino acids)
Molecular function (GO): protein binding
Source: RefSeq, a predicted model, not a curated record
UGCGAGCAGGCGGGUCGAUGCGCGGCGGCAGCAAGCAGAGGCAACAGACCCAGAGCCAGAGGCAGAGCUAAUCUGUUGGCUUUUCUUCGCGAUUCCCGAUUCCCCCAAGAGCUAAGCCGGAGCUGGCUUAGCGCGAGCGAAUUUGGUGCAUCUUGGCGGCACUGGAAGCAUGUUUCAGUUGGCACUUGUCAGCGGACGGACAAACCAUUUAGGAAUACAGCAAUAGCCACUAUACUGUAAAUAGCAUCCAUCAGCAUCUACUGCAGGCACAGCAUCCACAACAUCAACAACUUCCACAGCAUCCACAACAUCCACAGCAUCCACGUGAAAGGUCAGUGACGGCAUCUUAAGAACGGUUCUUUGCUGAGAGAAAGCUCAAAAUCCGUGAUCCACAUCUACCAGUAAAUGUUCAUCAUGAUCCAGUUGAAGAAACUACAGUUCCACUCCAGUCACGCAGCAUUGAUAAUCAUGCUGGCGGCGGUGGUGGGCGUGGGUCAGGCGGGCUCCCAGAACACUCCCCAACAGCAGGUGUGUCCGGAGCAGGGCGACAUCUCGCCUUGCAUCUGCACGGUGAAAAAGAACGGCCUGGACAUACUCUGUGAGACAACGGACUUGGCGCACAUCACCAAAUCCAUGGGCACCCUCAAGGGCAAAAGCCCCAUUAUUUUCUACCUAAAGCUUCGCCACAACAACUUGCCCAAGCUGCAGGGAUUCGUUUUCCUUGCCCUGGACAUUCGCCACCUGACCAUACACAACAGCAGCCUGGCGGCCAUCGAGGAGAACGCUCUCAGCUCGUUGGGCACUGGACUCACACAGCUGGAUGUGUCGCUGAACCAAAUGAAAACCGUGCCAUCCCAGGCGCUGCACAACUUGUACCACCUGUUGAUCUUGAACCUGAACCACAACAAAAUCACCGUGAUUCACAACAACGCCUUCGACGGACUAGGGACAUUGGAGAUCCUGACGCUCUACGAGAACAAGAUCACCCAGAUAGACCCGGAGGCGUUCCGCGGACUGGAAGGAAAAUUGAAGCGUCUGAAUCUGGGGGGUAACGAUUUGAGCACAGUUCCGCAAAAGUCCCUGUCCAUAUUGGACACCCUGAAGAAGCUGGAAAUACAGGAGAACAAGAUCCGCACCAUCAGUGAGGGUGACUUUGAGGGGUUGGUAAACCUUGACUCCUUGAUUCUGGCCCACAACAUGAUCACAACAGUGCCGGCGAAUGUCUUCAUCCACCUCACCCAGCUAAACUCCUUGGAAUUGGAGGGCAACAAGAUCAGUGUUAUCGAUAAGGAUGCGUUCAAGGGCUUAGAGGAGAACCUGCAAUAUCUGCGCCUGGGAGACAACCAGAUCCAUUCCAUUCCCAGCGAGGCACUGCGACCACUGCACCGUCUUCGCCAUUUGGAUUUGCGCAACAACAACAUUAACGUCCUGGCCGAUGACGCCUUCACCGGAUUCGGAGACUCGCUCACGUUCCUCAACCUGCAAAAGAAUGACAUCAAGGUGCUGCCGAGUGUGCUGUUCGAGAACCUCAACUCACUGGAGACGCUGAAUCUGCAGAACAACAAGCUGCAACGCAUUCCGCAGGACAUCAUGGAACCGGUCAUUGACACUCUACGCAUCAUCGAUAUCAAUGAUAAUCCGCUGAACUGCUCCUGCGAAUUGACCUGGUUCCCAAAGCUGCUCGAGGACCUGAAGAAUAAGGAUGACGAAAUGUCGCAGAAGAAGAAGCCGCUGUGCCACAUGUCGCUGGACAACCGCGAGUACUUCGUGCAGGCCAUGCCCACCGAAAAGAUGCACUGCGCCGGCCUCAAUGUGAGUCCCUCACCCACGAGCGGCGGUCUGAUGCGGAUACUGCAAGUGAACAUUCUGGCCCACAUUGCCAUGUGUAGCGUGGCGUUUCUGAUUAGCGUUUAAUCGCUUUCGAUCUGAUCCGAUCUGAAGCCUGUCGGUCCCCAGUCUAGUUAGGUCCGGAGACCACUUUUCCAUGUGGGUCAGUUUCAUAUCCAGAUUCAGAUUCAGAUUCUAGCACAGUGAUAGUGAUGUUGAUGUUGAUGUUGAUGGGCAGUCCUCCUAUUGCGGGCUCCCCAUUCAACUCAAUUUAAUUCUAUUCAAAUCGAUUCGAUCCAAUUCGAUUCUGAACUAGAAAAUCCCACGAAAGUACAUGACCCAUAGAUACCUUUUGUAUGCCUGCAAACCAUUUCUGUGUUGUUGUAUUGUAUAUUUUCUUAUAGAUUAUAGUGAAUCCGUGAAUUAUGCAACUCUGCCAAUUAUUAGACCCAAAAAGCACGCUUUUCGAACCGAACCGAACCGAAACGAACCGUAGCGUUCGCUCCAACAGCAGCCUACCACCAACACCACCCACCUGCAGCAAAACGUCACCAGAUCAGAUCAGGCAAUCCAGAGCGACAUGUCCGUGUCUGUUCCUCUCACCUUCACCCUGUUGAAUUGAUGCACCCAACAGACAGACAAGACACCAAAGUCCACAACAAAGUUGCAACACCACCAACAUCUACGACACCACCAGACACUUGCACAGUAGCUCGACAGCGACAGGGACAGCGACAGCGCCUUUCCAGCUCGCUCUCCUGGAAGCACACACACCCCGAGAGGAGGGAGUUACAUAGAUGGUAGCAUCUCUUACAUAUCGAUACGGAUAGAGCUUAGACCUAAGACCUUGAUGUAAUAGACGGAACUCAAACAUAUCAGAAUUUUGAAGCAGAAGCGACAAGUGUUACGUUUAAGAAGGGACGCGAAAUUAUUGUUACGAUUACAUUUGAGCAUUACAUGUUACAUCUUUCGUAUUGUGUACAUACUUACAAGUACAUAUAUAUACAUACAUAUAUAUAUUUAUUAUGCGUAGUUUAUCGUCGUUUUGUCGUCGGUGUUGUGAGAUACAAUCAUUAUAAGCAAGUUUUCUUCGUUUCCUGACCUGUUCCCGUCCUGCCCUCCAACUGCACCCGCCCCCAAAGCAGCUUACAAGCAAUCUAACCUAGUCGAAAUUGUCAAAUCCAUAAAGAUAUCGAUACACAUAUGCGUGUAUAGCUAAUUAACAAUUUAUGAAACCCAAUGCGGUUACCCACUUUGGGCAGGCAAAUACAUUUGCACAUGGCAAGGCGAUCGGCGAUCAGGAAUAGAUACAAGAAAAACAAAACAAAAAGAAAUCAUUUGCAUCAAUCACCAAGAACUGAUUAUGGAAUAAGUAGUUUGUACUCUUUAUUUGCCAGAAAACAUGGGGCAAGUACUGCAAAUUGUAACUGCAGUCGACACUCAUCCAACUUCCAACUUCCAAUUACCAAUUACCCAUUCCCUUCCCUAUCCAUUCCCUAUGUUCCCCACAGGAUCCCCAUAUAAAUACAUAUCGUUAUAUUGUUAUUAUCGUGACAUAUCAAGAGCUCCUAGUGCACCCACUGGAUGACUCGCACACACCUAAAAUAUAGGCAUUUUAUAGAAUUUACUUACAUUUUUAAAUCAUGUGACAAGUUGAUAUUUAUGCGCAGAGCAGAGCAGAGCAGAGGAAACUCAACCUCAACACAGAGAAUAUUAGCAAGGUGUAUGCAAAGUGGAAUUUUAGAAAUGUUUUUAUACACAUAUUUACUUUUAUAUACACAUACAGACAUGCAUAUAUGAAUUCUGUCUAUUCAAACUAAGUUGUAAACUCCAUUAGCAAUUAACAUUGACAUUAACACUGACACUGACACUUGACGGGCUUCCGCCGGGUUGGCCAGCAGUCGGACCCAUUUCCACGCCACAUCGGCCAGUCCGAGGCUUCGGUCAGUAGCCACUCUCUGGUGCGAUGGUGGCCAAGUGGCACUCCAGCGGCUCGCCAACCCGACAGCCCAGCCAAAAGAGAAACAAACUCUGACGAAACGAACAUGAAAUAUUUUCAAGAGAAUGCGCUAUACCACCAAAUCGGGUCAGUAUUUUGGCAGCAGCUGUUCUCUUCGAAAUAUUGUAGAACCGCAGCAGAAAUUGGGGAACAAACGAUGAUUUCCACUAGAGGAGGAGCUAUGUCUACUCAGCCGAAAUAAUAAAGAAUCCAUGAUGGUUACAAAUACA